This is a messenger RNA of Aspergillus glaucus CBS 516.65, 1377 nucleotides long. Its product is annotated as SDR family NAD(P)-dependent oxidoreductase. The transcript is spliced from 10 exons. Bases 169 to 927 code for a protein of 252 amino acids. Gene Ontology annotation, molecular function: oxidoreductase activity. NCBI's taxonomy places the organism in Eukaryota, Fungi, Ascomycota, Eurotiomycetes, Eurotiales, Aspergillaceae. The record is from RefSeq and is a predicted model, not a curated record.
CGGAAACACCGAGAUCAGCCUGUGAUAUCGGAAGGGUCCCGCUUCUCCAAAUGAUACGCAGCGUCUCGCAGGUCUACCCCGCGCUGUAAGCGCUGUAAGAUACCAACUCUCUUACCAUAAUAUCAAUUGCCAUUCAACCAUCUAUCAGAUUUCUGCAUCAACAAGACAAUGUCGUACUCUCUAAAGGGCCGCAACGUCCUCGUCACAGGCGGAUCACGGGGACUUGGAGCCCUCGUCGCGCAGAAGUUCGCAUCCGAAGGCUCCAACAUCGCUAUCAACUAUGCCUCGAGUAAAGAUGCUGCCGAGAAGCUCGCAUCUAAGAUUCAGUCCCAGUUCGGUGUGAAAACGGUUACUAUUCAGGGUGAUGCAAGCCUCGCAGAGGACUGCAGCAGAGCCGUCAAGACGACCAUUGAACAACUAGGUGGUUUGGAUAUUGUGAUUUCCAACGCCGGAUGGACGAAAAUUACACAGUUCAACGAUUUGCAUGCCAUGAAUGAUGACGAUUGGGACAGAUGCUGGUCGACCAACGUCAAAGGCAACAUGUACUUGUUCCGAGAGGCAUUGCCAACCUUCAAUGCGAAUCCCGACGGCGGUGUCUUUCUUAUGACUUCGUCUACUGCGGCUGUUUCGCCAUCUGGAAGCAGUUUGCCCUAUUCUGUAACAAAAGCAGCAGGUUUGCAUCUCAUGAAAUGUCUCGCGCAGACCCAGGGAAGCAAGGUCCGGGUUAACUCUGUUCUUCCUGGUCUUUUGUUGACGGAAUGGGGCAACCGAUUCCCUGCCGAGAAGAUCCAGGGCUAUAAGGAUAUAUCUGUCCUCAAAAAAGUCCCUGAGCUUGAAGACACGGCCAAUGCGUACAUCAUGCUUGCUCGGAACUCAUCCAUGACGGGACAAGCGAUACAGAUUGACGCCGGGUUUGCCAUUAAAUAAACUCUUUGUUGAUAGAAUUUCGCCAAUGCGAGGUCUUUCUCUUCGAAGACUGCAUUCGAUAUCAUCAGUAUUUUUUGGUAGUACAAGUAUCUCAUAGAAGAGUAUCGUGGAAGCCCCGGAACUCGAAAUCGUCCGUACGGACUACUUUGUCACCCAACAAUCCAGCUUUGCGUGCGGCCCGAGCAGCGUUCGUAUUUGGCGCCCCUUCCACGAUCAUUCGGCGUAGAUGGAUUAGCUUCUUGUCAGAAGUCCAGACGUAGAGCUUCUCUUCCCUUUUACCCUCAGUCUGCAGAGAGCUAGCCACAAAUGGCCAGCCCGGUGACGAAGCGAACUCUGUGCAGCCUUCCAGUGGCUGAACUUCUUCCAUCUCCGCGAAUAUCAAUCUCUUCCUUGAUCCUGAAGUCGAGCCGGGCCGAUUAUCUGGUAAGUAAGCCUUGCCCCAUAAUGGGC